AUGGCGCCUCAACCCUCUCCCCAGCGCACCUCCAAUAGCCAGCCAAACGGUCUCCCCGGCUAUGGGGGCCACGGUUAUAACUUGUCUUUCGACGCCGGCCAGCAGUCCCUCUCCCAGCCGACCCCCGCGAGCUACUUGCAGAGCUUCCCAAAUGGCCCCGUGAGCAAUCCAGGCUUCGCUAGGAGCUUCGGCGACCAGGCCAACAUGAGCCCCAUGAGGGGAUAUUCGGACAAGCCACAGAUAUAUACCGUGCGACUACACUGCCACGAGCCAAUGCAUCCUUCACGCGCUAACACGUCUCCCAUCUAGGCCGUUUACUCGGGCGUAUCAGUCUACGAAAUGGAAAUUAGUGGUGUCGCAUGCAUGCGCAGGCGAAGCGACGGUUGGCUGAACGCUACUCAGAUCCUCAAGGUCGCUGGCGUUGACAAGGGCAAACGCACAAAAGUGCUGGAGAAGGAAAUCCUCACAGGCGAACACGAAAAGGUACAAGGUGGAUAUGGCAAGUACCAGGGUACCUGGAUUAGCUACCGCCGUGGCCGUGAGUUUUGCCGUCAGUACGGUGUCGAGGACAUAUUGCGUCCGCUCCUGGAGUAUGAUAUCAAUGCCGACGGCACCAGUGGACACAGCCAGCAGGAGACACCUACCAAGGAACAAGCUAUGGCCGCCCAGAGGAAGAAGUUCUAUAACAACCCAGGCAUGGAUCAGAGGCCGAAUGGCUUGCCCAAUUCGAAUGGUACCUUCUUCUCCAACAUCUCGGCCACCACCUCGGUCGCUCUCGCAGCCAUGAAUAAGGCUGCUCGUUUGAACUCUCCUGCGCCGCGCACUGGAAGCACUCCGAGGCCAUCUAACGUUCGUCACUCGUCUCAGCAAGAUGUUAGUGGUAGUCAGCAAAGCAUGGCGUCCGAGUCCAAGGGUGUCGAUUCUGGUUACAACACGCAGCACACGGGUGAGCCACCUCGCAAACGCAUGCGGCCGGACAGUCAGGACGGCAUGGGUCCACCAGAACUUCCUUUAGAUGUCUCGAUGCGCUCGGCCACUCCCACGGAGCCGAACGCAAGCUUUCUGUACGAAAACGCGCUGAUGCAAGAAUCUGUCAAUGGAGCCGGCGAGCCAAUAGCGCUGCCACCUCUCCCGUCGCCAUCGACAGAGGAACAACAAGAGAAGAUGAACUUGAUCCUGGAUCUUUUCGCGGAGCAAGGGCGGACUGACUAUGCUUCACAUAGAGCGCUGACAGAGUUGUCUCACGAAGAUCUCAAUAUGCCUCUCGAUGCGACGGCCAACAACGCGCUUCAUUGGGCUGCGACGCUUGGCAAGGUCCCUCUCUUGAAGCUCCUCAUCCGUAAGGGCGCGAGCAUUUGGAGAGGCAAUGCGGCAGGCCAGUCUGCACUCAUCAGUGCGGUGCUAGUGAACAAUUGCUGGGAACAUUCGUGCUUCCCGGAAGUGUUGGAACUGCUUGGCCCACUUAUCGAAGUUCGCGAUCUACAAGGACGUACAAUACUUCACCAUAUUGCAGUCUCCUCGGGCAUCAAAGGCCGAUCUCCCAGCAGCAAAUACUAUCUGGAGGCGCUUUUAGAGUUCUUGGUGAGGAUAGGAACCCAACCAAACACAUCCGCUGCUAGUCUUCAGGCUGCUGCUGCAGACUUGCCGCGUGAGUCCCAACAAAGCAAUGGUGAAAGCUCGAGUCAAGAUUCUGCAGCACCAUUGAGAGGACCAGUAAAUCUGUCCCGGUUCCUGUCGCAUAUCGUUAAUGCCAGAGAUAAAGCUGGCAACACAGCUCUAAACCUCGUGGCAAGAAUUGGGAACCGCAGCAUCAUACAACAACUACUCGAAAUUCAUGCCGAUGCCAGCCUACCCAAUAACAAGGGAGUUAGCGCCAAGGACUUCGGUGUUGGUGUCGAACCUGGCGAGCGUGUCCAUGUUAACGGAGGAGUUGCAAGCCAGCAAUCAAUGCAGCCGCAUGACUCUCACCCGAUGCCAAAUGCCGGAACCCCGGAUGGAGAGCCUUCCGCAAAGACGCCUGGCAGUCAAGCGGAAGACAUCGGUCAAGAACUUAUUGCGUGUGUGUAUCCCUUUCCGUUCUUAUGUAAAGUUUUGUCGGCUGACGCGAUUCUACUAGCUUCGACAUCCAUGCUUACGCAAAGUCUUGCCUCGCACAAAGAACUUUUGGUCUCAAAGAGUGAAGAGAUUGAUAGGCUCAAUGAGGAAAUCCGUCAAUUGAGCUCAUUGCAAAAGUCUGAGUUGGACAAGAUGCAGGAGAUUCGCGAUCGGGUCAAGGCCCGCGCGGAGCGACAUGCUAGAGUCGCAAAUCUGAGACGCGAGAUUGAGAGGAAGAAAGCAGCGGCGAAGAAGCAGCACAAUCGAAGGUCGAGUAACAAGCCCGUGGACCCCGUUCCGGAAUGGCUUAACACCUCUGCCCAAGCUAUGGAUGAAGACGUACCCGCUGAACAACUGACGGCACAUCAACGGCAGCUUGUAUCGACUCUGCCAAGCUCACAGGCCAUCAAAGCUCAUCUUAAUGCCUACAGCAGAAGCAACGACGAUCUGCAAAAUCAAGCUGACCAACUACGGUCGAAAUCCAUUCAGCUGGAAAGCAUGUACCGCAAAGUGGUGGCGCUCUGCACCGGCGUUCCCGAAAACAAGGUGGAAGAGUCUCUGCCCGCCCUUGUCGCUGCAGUUGAGAGCGAGCGUGGAAGUAUUGGCGAGCAGGAAGUUGGCCGGGUUAGAGAGUUUCUACGAAGAGUUGAUACAUCCCGCGAUCAGCGAGAUGCCAGCUUUGAGGGUGGAUUGAUAGUCAACCCUACUGUCACUGCUGCUGCCGAGAGAGCUGCUGCGGAAAGAGCUGCAAGGGGAUAG
Lecanosticta acicola is the source of this 2853-nucleotide messenger RNA. NCBI's taxonomy places the organism in Eukaryota, Fungi, Ascomycota, Dothideomycetes, Mycosphaerellales, Mycosphaerellaceae. The record is from the annotation of a GenBank genome assembly.